Setaria italica (foxtail millet) is the source of this 1497-nucleotide messenger RNA. RefSeq names its product putative glucan endo-1,3-beta-glucosidase GVI. Bases 210 to 1253 code for a protein of 347 amino acids. Gene Ontology annotation, molecular function: hydrolase activity, hydrolyzing O-glycosyl compounds. The record is from RefSeq and is a predicted model, not a curated record. NCBI's taxonomy places the organism in Eukaryota, Viridiplantae, Streptophyta, Magnoliopsida, Poales, Poaceae. Gene Ontology annotation, cellular component: plasma membrane. Gene Ontology annotation, biological process: carbohydrate metabolic process. The transcript is spliced from 2 exons.
GUGCCCCUGCGACAUGGACCCGCGCGGGCCUCUAGGGGUCGUGGCUGAUCGGUGGUUGCCGGGUCUCGCAGAUCGAGCGCCCCCCCUGAGCCCUGGCCCUUAUAUAUUGAGCUCCAUGAGGAUCAGAAUGAAGCAAAGAGAUUUGCAGACGAGCUCGUGCCGCUGCGACUGCGAGCCUCAACCCUCAAGGGCGUAGCCGUCUAGUCGAGAUGAUGAGUGCCCUGUGGAUCGCCGCCUGCAGCUUGCUGCUCCUGUCGUCGUCCUCAGGAGUUGAAGGCAUCGGCGUGAACUAUGGCAUGAUCGCCAACAACCUCCCGUCCCCGGACAAGGUGAUCGCGCUGUACAGGUCCAGGAACAUCACCGACGUGCGCCUCUUCCACCCGAACACCACCGUCCUCGCCGCGCUCCAGGGCUCGGGCCUCGGCGUCGUCCUCGGCACGCUGAACGAGGACCUCGCCCGCCUCGCCUCCGACGCCUCGUUCGCGGCGUCCUGGGUCCAGUCCUACGUGCAGCCCUUCGCCGGCGCCGUCCGCUUCCGCUACGUCGCCGCCGGCAACGAGGUGAUCCCGGGCGACCUCGCCGCGUACGUCCUCCCCGCUAUGCGGAACCUCGAGUCCGCGCUCCACGCCGCGGGGAUCGCCGGCGUGCCCGUCACGACGGCCGUGUCGACGUCCGUGCUGGGUUCCUCGUACCCGCCGUCGCAGGGCGCCUUCUCGGAGGCGGCGCUGCCGACAGUGGGGCCGAUCGCGUCGUUCCUGGCGUCCCGGUCCACGCCGCUGCUCGUGAACGUGUACCCCUACUUCGCCUACGCGGCCGACCCCUCGUCGGUGCAGCUCGACUACGCGCUCCUGGAGCCGGCCUCCGCGGCGGCCGUGACGGACGGCGGCGUGGCGUACACCAACAUGUUCGACGCCAUCGUGGACGCGGUGCACGCGGCGCUGGAUAGGGUGGCCGGCGCGCAGGGGCAGGAGGGCGUGGAGGUGGUGGUGUCGGAGACCGGGUGGCCGUCGGGCGGCGGCGGGGCCGGCGCCAGCGUGGGGAACGCGGCGGCGUACGUGAACAACGUGGUGCGGCACGUCGGGAGCGGGCGCGGCACGCCGCGGCGGCCCGGGAAGGCCCUGGAGGCGUUCAUCUUCGCCAUGUUCAACGAGAACGAGAAGCCCGAGGGCGUGGAGCAGCACUUCGGGCUGUUCCAGCCGGACAUGACGGAGGUGUACCACGUCGACUUCACGGCGGCGGGGUCGUCGUCCUAGGCGAUUACAUAGGCCAAGGAUUGGUGGCUUUAUUUUGCAUGAGUUAUUAGUAGUAGAGGUUAGUCGCAGUUAGUACCAGUAGUAUAUGAUUUUAUAUUGGCGAUCUUACAAAAAAUUUUAUGUUCCAUGCAUGUGAAACUACUGGUUGCACAAACUUUGGUUUCGCUUUAGAUAACACCAUACACAAUGUACGUUACACAAACUUGUUCCCUUUCACCCGAAUGAGAUGCUGAAACGCUGCGGA